UUUCGCUUCCUCCUGACGACGGGCGCCCAAGUUUUCUUUUCUCCAAACAAGUUUCCAGCCCGAACCCCGGAACCUGCCCGCAUGGUCGACCUCGCCCCGGGGACGCGAUGGAACCGAUGCAGCUGGAGCAACUCGAAGUGAAGCCCCAAAUCGUGUCGUCCGUUCCAAGUGGUGGUGGCGUUGACAGCAGCAACCCAUCUUCAGUGACAGGUGCCGGCGCCGCGUCCAACGCCUGCUCUGACCUGCAGCAGGAGACAAAAAAGCAAGAGCAGAAGCAGAAGGUGGCGGAAAUCGAAAUUUUGCCGGUCAUUUACGAAAUUAUCAGAAGCGUCGAGAAAGAUCCGGUCGACAACGCCGCCAAGCAGAAGGAAAGCGCCGACUGCAGCCAGAAGGUUCUCGAGCUGCAAAAAACUUUGGAAGCCGCCCGGGCCACAAUCCGUCAACUGCCGGGAAUCGAGUUCAGCAAGGAGGAACAGCUGCGUCGUCUCGAGAGUCUGCGCAAGCAACUCGCCCUCAAACAGCAGCUCAUCAAGAAGUACAAGAACGUGCAGUUCUAA
Molecule: messenger RNA, 557 nt
Organism: Culex pipiens pallens (northern house mosquito)
Lineage: Eukaryota; Metazoa; Arthropoda; Insecta; Diptera; Culicidae
Gene: MED9
Product: mediator of RNA polymerase II transcription subunit 9
Exons: 2
Coding region: 108-557 (149 amino acids)
Biological process (GO): regulation of transcription by RNA polymerase II
Cellular component (GO): mediator complex
Molecular function (GO): transcription coregulator activity
Source: RefSeq, a predicted model, not a curated record